Messenger RNA from Dibothriocephalus latus, 1677 nucleotides. The record is from the annotation of a GenBank genome assembly. Lineage: Eukaryota; Metazoa; Platyhelminthes; Cestoda; Diphyllobothriidea; Diphyllobothriidae.
AUGCAAAUUCCACCUUUUGAAAGCAACCAGGCGGAGGAAAUUGUGGGCAAAUUAAGGAAGAAAAAGCCUCCAAAGAAUACUGUCUGCUGUGGGCCAGGGAAAAAGCGCUACCUUAUUUCCAUAUUGUGCAUGUCUUGUCUCACGGUUGUGAUCGGUAUGCGCUCGGAAAUGCUUGGCAUCAUCACUAAUCUGAACAAUACUCACAGCGGGAAACAAGACAGUGAGCACAUCUUCGUUGACGAGACGGACAACUCGAAGUAUGGAGUGGCACACCUCCCUAAAUCCCUGUUUAUCCAGGGCGCUGUUGUAAACUUUCCCUCCGUUCAAGAGGUUGAUCAUAUAGGUCCGGAGAAGGGGUCUCUCAUCUUCAAGCCAUCACAUCACAGACAGUUGCCUUGGACAGCCACAAUAACAGAGGAUCUUGUGGAGAAUGCAGUUUUCUUUGCUUACUUGGUUGCUAGUCCUAUUGGCGGCUACCUAACUGUUCGCCACGAUUCCUCUCUGAUACUGGGUUGCUCGGUUGCCAUGACAUGCGGUCUUAAUCUUUUUCUGCCUCUGGCCGAAACAAUUGGAUCAAAUAUCGAUGCCAAGCUGGCUAUGAUUGUUAUAUUGCGGCUACUUCAAGGCUUGGCCGAAGGCUGUCUCAUUCCUGCCGUUUUUGGAGUACUACGCUACUGGAGUCCACAAAACGAACGGUCUACCCUCGUCUCUCUGACCGUAAUUGGAGUCUCGCUAGGUCCGCUGAUAGGCCUCCCCGUCUGUGUUGAGAUCGAAAAGAAGUGGGGUUGGGGUGUAGUAUUCUACAUUUAUGCAAAUUUGGGCCUAAUAUGGUGUAUAUUCUGGUGGCGUCUAAUUGAUGAGAAACCACACAAGGACCGCAAUCUCUCCAAAGCCGAGCGCCGCUACCUCAGAGCCAACAUUUCGCCCCAGCUGCUCUUUAAUACUAACAACAUUAAGAUUCCUUGGCUAGCUAUGUUCACCUCAAAACCCGUCAUUGCUAUAUUUUUCACAUAUGCAGCAGACGACUGGACCUUUCAAAUUUCGUCUGUUUGCAUGCAAACUUUCUACCAACAGAGAUACGACGCAGGCGUUGAAAAGACCAUAUUUCUUCUAUCCUUCCCGUUCCUGUCAAGGUCAAUAUUUGUUCCUAUUGGCGGAUUUUUGGCUGACAUUAUCCGACUGAAAACGUCCAUUUCCUGCACAACGCUUCGGAAAAUUUUCUCUGGUAUUGGCUUCGGACUGAAGGGCAUUUUCUUUGUGGUGCUCGGAUUUGCCAAGGACGAAGUGCAUGCCACCAUUAUUUUAUCGUUGGCGUUGGGGUUCUCAGGGCUCGCCGUCGCCGGGUAUGCCGUCAACGUCAUUGAAUUGGCCCCCAAAUUUGCAGGUUUAAUAAUGGGAUUCGCUAACAGCCUAAGCACACUGACAGGGAUUCUAUCUACAGUGCUUGCAACGGUGGUCGUCCACUAUCUCAACGCUGGCGUUGGAAACGGGUGGAUUUUUGCCAUGUGCCUCGCAGCGGGCAGCCAAUUAUUUGCUGCCUUUUUUUUCAUCGCAUUUGCUUCGAGCCAAGAGCAGGCUUGGGCCAAAGGGGGCCCCAGCAUUCGGGAAUCCUCGCUACGUAGCCACGAUAUAGAGGCGAAUCUUGAAGUGCCGGCAGUGUCCAUCCCUUUAGAGUAA